UUACAGGGCAACAGGAAGUUGGUGUAUAACAACAACGGAAAUUGAAUUUAUCCUAAAAAUGGAUUGAAAAACAGACUUAUUCUCUAUGUUUUAACGGCUCAGACUGUCGGAGAAUAUAAUUCAUGAGAUGAUGUCUAACACGGCGAGGAGUGGAGACAUCAUCCACCUAAAUGUCGGCGGGAAAAGGUUCAGCACAUCUCGACAGACUCUGACGUGGGUCCCUGACUCCUUCUUCUCCAGUCUUUUGAGCGGUCGUAUCUCAACUCUGAAGGAUGAAACUGGAGCUAUCUUCAUCGACAGAGACCCCUCUCUGUUCGCAACCAUCCUUAACUUCCUGCGGACCAAAGAGCUGCACCCACGCUCCAUCAACGUGCACAUGCUCAUGCAUGAGGCCGAGUUUUACGGCAUCACACCGCUGGUGCGGAAGCUGCAGCUGUGUGACGAGCUGGACCGAUCUUCCUGCGGAAACGUGCUGUUUAACGGCUACCUGCCUCCACCAGUGUACCCAGCGAAGCGUCGUAACCGUCACAGCGUGGCCGGAUCACAGUUCAUGGCGGGUCGAAUCGUGCCGGCAGAGAGAGCACCGGUCAGACGUAGCAACACCAUGCCCCCCAACCUGGGGAACUCUGGGAUACUGGGCAGGCUGAGCAUUGAGGAGAGGACGCCAGGAGGUCAGUUAUCAGACACCGGCAUGGUUCGGAUUAUCUGCGGGCAUCACAACUGGAUCGCUGUGGCCUACGCCCAGUUUGUCGUCUGCUACAGGGUUAAGGAGUCAACUGGUUGGCAGCAGGUCUUCACCUCUCCUCGUCUUGAUUGGGUGAUCGACCGGGUCGCGCUUAAUGCCAAAGUAAUGGCCGGCUCGCUGGGAGACAACGACAAGAUGGUGGCGGUAGCCUCAGGGACAGAAAUCAUCCUGUGGGCAAUCUGCCCGGACGGUAACGGAAAUGAAAUCGGUGUCUUCAGUCUGAAUGUGCCGGUGGAGGCUCUCUUCUUCGUUGGCAACCAGCUGAUUGCCACUAGCCACACAGGGAAGGUCGGGGUCUGGAACGCCGUCACCAAACACUGGCAGAAUCAGGACGUUGUUCCUAUCAGCAGCUACGACACCGCUGGCUCCUUCCUCAUCCUCGGCUGCAACAACGGAUCCAUCUACUACAUCGACGUGCAGAAGUUUCCUCUGAGGAUGAAGGACAACGAUCUGCUGGUGACAGAGUUGUACAGAGACCCAACUGAGGACGCCAUCACUGCUCUCAGCGUUUACCUCACUCCUAAAACCAGUGACAGCGGGAACUGGAUUGAGAUUGCGUAUGGAACGAGCUCUGGGACGGUUCGAGUCAUCGUUCAGCAUCCUGAGACGGUUGGCUCGGGUCCACAGCUCUUCCAGACGUUCUCCGUACACCGCAGCCCCGUCACCAAGAUCAUGCUGUCUGAGAAACACCUGAUCUCAGUUUGUGCGGAUAACAACCACGUGAGGACGUGGACGGUGACGCGAUUCAGAGGGAUGAUCUCCACCCAGCCUGGGUCAACCCCGCUGACUUCCUUUAAGAUCCUCAGCCUGGACGACAUUGACGGACAUGGAGGCUGCAGCGCCGGGACAGAGAUCGGUCCGUAUGGAGAGAGAGACGACCAGCAGGUGUUCAUCCAGAGAGUUGUACCGGACACAGACAAACUCUACGUCAGACUGUCGUCCAAUGGGAAAAGGGUGUGUGAGGUGCGCUCGGUUGACGGUACCUCCAUCACGGCCUUCAUGGUCCAUGAGUGUGAGGGAUCAAGUCGAAUCGGCUCUCGCCCACGGCGGUACCUCUUCAGCGGUCAUAGCAAUGGCAGCAUCCAGAUGUGGGACCUGACCACCGCCAUGGAGAUCGCUGGGAAGGUCGACAUCAGAGCGCUAGGCGGGCCCACAGAAGAGGAGCUGCUGGAGCUGUUGGACCAGUGUGACCUCGCUCUGACUAGAACACCUGACAGCACACCGAGAGCCUCCACUUGCAGUCUUCACUCUCAGCUCAGCGACACCUUCAGGUCAGAGCGUCUGCACUCAUCAGGAGGUCGAGGAGGAGCUUCUGGUUCUUCUGCAUCUCUGUGUGGCAGCCUCCCCAGGCAGACCCCGCCCCCUGUACCCUUCUCCAAACCAAACAGAGACUCUGCAUCAUCACUGGGACCGGGACCCAGCACUGGACCUCAGAGCCUCACUGUACCUGGCCCCACUUACCCCCACAACCUGUCCUCUAGUCCCCGCCCCCACAGACAUCCGGACAGAGAGUGGGGGUCUGUGCGGAGGGGGAGCUUCGUGGAGCGCUGCCAGGAGCUGGCGAAGGGUUCUGAGGCAGCAGGGGGUUCUGGUUUUGGGGCCUCAGCUGGGUCAGAAGGUGUUAGGCGGAGCUUAGCUGUGUGUAACGAGUUGGAGGCCAGAUUUGGCCUCAGGACCCCGACCACCUUCUCUGUGACUCCUGGAGCACGGCAAUCUCCAGGAAUACCUUCUUCUUCUUCAUCAUCAUCGCAGCGUAGGACCACGCCCACCUCACCAACAAGCCCUGCCCCUCCUCCACCCCCCGCUGUCAGCCCGACUCGCUCUAAUGCUUCUGUCCCACCCCGCCGCAGCACUGCCACAUCACCCCUGACGUCUCCUGUGACUUCACCUGGGGACAUCACAGCGCCCCCCGAGGGCCCAGUGAGUCCAGACAGCCCCUCCUCUGCCCCGCCCACCAGCCCAAAACCUCACAUGAGUGAAACCAGCUUCUGAUUGGCUAUUCUGAUGUAGUCUUUGCAUCAGAGGAGUGUAGAACAAAGAUCAGCCGACUGACAGAUACAUGACCAUGAAGUCUAACAGCCAAUCAGCUGGCAGAGACUGUCCUGUUCCCAUAGCAACGCAAUGUUUCCUAGCUUCAAGUUAACAAAAGCACAAAAAACUUAAAUCAGGACCGAAAGGAGGAAUCACAGAAUAAACAGAGAGCAGGACUGACUGUAUAGUACAGAACAGGAUUAGGGGCAGAAAAAAAUGUGAUGCAACUUUUUCUUUUGUUUCUGAGAAGAUGAAUGUUAGAAAUCAGAGAUUAAAAUCAAAAUUCAGAGAUGAAAUAAAUAAAUCUGUUUGGAUUAGAUUGAGAUUAAAGUCUGAAUUCUUAGGUUAAAGUCUGGCUUUAAUCUCAGAAGUCUAACUUUAAUCUGAGAAUUCUG
Messenger RNA from Cheilinus undulatus (humphead wrasse), 3171 nucleotides. RefSeq names its product SH3KBP1 binding protein 1 (gene shkbp1). NCBI's taxonomy places the organism in Eukaryota, Metazoa, Chordata, Actinopteri, Labriformes, Labridae. The transcript has 17 exons. The record is from RefSeq and is a predicted model, not a curated record. Gene Ontology annotation, molecular function: protein binding. Gene Ontology annotation, biological process: protein homooligomerization. Bases 128 to 2737 code for a protein of 869 amino acids.